GCGGGCCCCGUCGCCAUGGUGACCGCCGGGAAGCCCUCGCGCCGUAAAGGCCGAGGGCGCAGGCGCGCAGUCGCUGUUAGCGUUGGCGCUGGGCGGGCUCGAUGGCGCAUUACAAGGCCGCGGACUCCAAGCGGGAGCAGUUCCGCCGGUACCUGGAGAAGUCGGGGGUGCUGGACACGCUCACCAAGGUGUUGGUAGCCUUAUAUGAAGAGCCAGAGAAACCGAAUAGUGCACUGGACUUUCUGAAACAUCAUCUAGGAGCUUCAGCUCCUGAAAAUGCAGAAAUAGAGGCACUUCGCUUGGAAGUGGCAGAGAUGAAAGAAAAAUAUGAAGCUGUGUUGGAAGAGAAUAAAAAUCUCAAAAGCAAGGUAGUAUUCCACAAAAUGUCUCCCAAUGAGACUCUGUUCUUGGAAAGUACCAACAAGAUCUACAAAGAUGAUAUUUCCAACAGUUCAUUUGUGAAUUUCCAAAUAUGGGAUUUUCCUGGACAGAUGGAUUUUUUUGAUCCAACAUUUGAUUAUGAGAUGAUCUUCAGAGGAACAGGUGCUCUAAUAUAUGUUAUCGAUGCCCAGGAUGACUACAUGGAAGCUUUAACAAAACUCCAUACCACAGUUUCUAAAGCCUACAAGGUCAAUCCAGAAAUGAACUUUGAAGUUUUUAUUCAUAAAGUUGAUGGUUUAUCAGAUGACCAUAAAAUAGAAACUCAGAGGGAUAUUCAUCAGAGGGCCAAUGAUGACCUUACAGAUGCUGGGCUUGAAAAACUUCACCUUAGCUUUUAUUUGACCAGUAUCUAUGACCAUUCAAUAUUUGAAGCCUUCAGUAAAGUGGUACAGAAGCUAAUUCCGCAACUGCCAACACUGGAAAAUCUACUAAAUAUCUUUAUAUCAAAUUCAGGCAUUGAAAAAGCUUUUCUCUUCGAUGUAGUCAGCAAAAUCUACAUCGCAACAGACAGUUCCCCUGUGGACAUGCAGUCAUAUGAGUUGUGCUGUGACAUGAUUGAUGUAGUGAUAGAUGUUUCCUGUAUAUAUGGGUUAAAGGAAGAUGGCACUGGAAGUGCUUAUGAUAAAGAGUCAAUGGCAAUUAUCAAGCUCAACAACACAACUGUCCUGUACUUAAAGGAGGUAACAAAGUUUCUGGCAUUAGUCUGCAUUCUUAGAGAAGAGAGUUUUGAGCGCAAAGGUCUGAUAGACUACAAUUUUCAUUGCUUCCGCAAAGCUAUUCAUGAGGUCUUUGAAGUAGGUGUUGCCUCCCACAGAACCUGCAACCAUCAAGCAAGCACCUCAAAUAUGAAAGCAGUGACUCACAAUGGCACACCUAGGAAUGCAGUCUAGAGGAAAAUUAAAGACAUGGGACAGACUUUUGUCAGCUCUUCAAUCCAAAGUUAAGUUUUUGUGGAACAGGAGAAGACCAGUCUGAAAGCCUGGAGUAUGUUUCACAGGAGAAGAGCGACGCUAACUUUGGAACAGCAGCUUGUAACUUGUGUUGGACAUCUGAAACUACUGUAAAAAUGCUUUGAGGCCAGUGGCGUUAGAAAUGUUAAUUUGAGAUGGGCUUUAUUCCAAGUAUGGUGUUUUUGCAGUUCGAAGUCCGAUUUUAACAGUCUGGCUGUGACUGAAGGAAAGACCGCCUGGUCAAAGAUUACAAGUGAUUGAGUUGAGUUUAAUGUGAAACACUGAAUAGUCACUUGCUCAACUUUGUUAAUUAUUCUGUAGAAUAUCCUUUUUUUUUUUUUUCCUUGAGUUUAAUCUUUUGUCAUGUAAGAAAAUUGGUGAUGUUAAUACUUAGGCUUGUGAAACUCAUGCUUUUUUGUUUUGAGAGGCUGGUCUCACAAAUCAUUCCAUAAAAUUCUUUUUGCUCUCCCCAGUUUCCUCAGAGUAUUACAGUAAAUUCUGUAUUUGUUAAGUGGAUGCAAGAUAGAGCUCUGUUCUGAUGAUUCCAUGUUUGCUUGGAGGACUGAGCUGAAGCUUCAUUUUAAGAAAUCUUGAUACUUAGCUUUCAGACAACACUUCUUUGUGCACGCUUUUCAUUGGGAGGGAAGUAGUAAAACCAGAAAUGGCCUACCUGCUCUGUUUUGCAAAAACGUGGAUGUCUUAAAUCUGCGUGAUUAAUUCUAGUCACAAAGCAAUUGCAUGGUUAACUAAACUGAAAUGUCUGCCAUCUGUUGGAUUACAUCAACCACUUUCAGCUAUUUCUGUAUGAAGACAUGGCCAAAUUACUAACUUGUGAUAGAAGAUCUCUCUUUACCCUCUGACUGAUAAUCAAGACAAUUCCUAGGAAAAUGUCUGAAGCUGUUACCUUUGCAUAGCAAUUAAAUCUGAGUGCUACAGCCUACUAAUACUGGUAAUUCAGAGUACAGUGAUUCCAUAUUGUGGUAAACAGCUCAUUUGCCACCAUGCAAUCUGAAUAGCAUAUUCUGUGAUCUUGUGAAUGCUGACUGUCAUACUAUGGGAAGUUUAUCUGAACUGUUUUCAUCUAACUUGUUGGUAAUAUUACUGCAGAUGUCGUAUUGUACAUCAGUCUUGUUGAGCAGUAAGCUCAGCUACCGUCCCAUACAGAUCUUCCCUCUUUACCUAUCCCUAUGUAUGCAUGGGUGUUCAGAAGCCACUGGAUCAACUGACUAUACAAGUGCCACUAUAAAACACUUCUGUAAGAAGAUCUGUAUCUGUAAGUGAUAUCUGCAGCUGAUGUAUUUCUAUGGUCAGUUAUAUCCAGGAUUCCUUCUAUGUUUAUAGAAUGAAUUUUCUUUGAACUACAUAAAAAUGAAUAGACAUGCAUUUACAUUAGGGUUUGGGCACAUAGUAUGUAACUAUUUUUUUUUUUUUGCUUUGUUUUAAAGAUGAUGUAUGAUGCUCAAUAGGUAAAGGAUCUACUCCAAAAGUUACUCGUGUCACUAGGAGACUUGGGAAUUCAAGUACUCUUGUUCAGGUCUCUAAUGGCAGUUGUAGUUCUAAAUCUAGCCUUGGCUCCUUUUUUGGUAAUGGAACUGCAGUUUCUGGAAGUGCAGUUUUAUGAAAGUGCUGCUGGCUUGUAAGAUCUGGUUUGGUGGCUUGCAAGCUGUAUCAGUGUUCAGUUACCUCAAGGUGAGAAAAGAAAGAAUUGGCAAGAUAACAGGAAGGAACAAAUCAUUCCCAUUUGUGUGGUGAGAUUUCCAUGUUCUGAGUACAUGUGUGUGUUCCCCUCUUUCUAUCUUCAGUCUCUAUGUGAUUCUGUGCUAAUAAAAUAAAAAAAAUCCUAGCACUAUUGUUUCUGUUGGAGGGUGAGAAAAUUCAAUAAAAGUCUACUAAAAUCAGCUGUAUGCUUAAACAAAUAAAAAUACCUGUUCACUUCA
This is a messenger RNA of Dromaius novaehollandiae (emu), 3328 nucleotides long. RefSeq names its product Ras related GTP binding C (gene RRAGC). The transcript is spliced from 10 exons. Lineage: Eukaryota; Metazoa; Chordata; Aves; Casuariiformes; Dromaiidae. Gene Ontology annotation, cellular component: nucleus; Gtr1-Gtr2 GTPase complex; lysosome. Gene Ontology annotation, molecular function: GTP binding; GTPase activity. The coding region runs from base 102 to 1331 and encodes 409 amino acids. The record is from RefSeq and is a predicted model, not a curated record. Gene Ontology annotation, biological process: cellular response to starvation; negative regulation of autophagy.